GAUGACUUGUUCGUCUCUCGUCCCCGUGUUCGAUAGCAUUGUUCAGUCAAUAGUGUUCUGUCAAGGUUUUAGAUUUCCAAGAACAGGGGAAACAGCGCAUCAGUCGAAAUCUCCUAUGUAUUUCUACACACAGCUUACCAACUGUCAGUAGUUACUUACUGUUCCUUCUCAACGUGUUUUAUCUUCAGUUCUCGGGGUCCCGUUCUAUUCGUCUCUCGUCCCCGUAUUCUAUAGCAUUGCUCAGGCAAAUAGUGUUCUGUCAAGGUUUUGGCUUUCCAAGAACAGGGGAAACAGGGCAUAAGUCGAAAUGUCCUAUGUAUUUGUUACCUGGUAGAACUACUACUGUCUUAUGUACCGGUCAUUUCAAUUAGCAUCAUCCUGGUCACCUUAAUGUAUUGCUAUGUAAGCACUUGCUAUUACCAACCACUGAUGUGGUUCCUUUGCUGCAGGACAUGGCUCAUCAAUUCUAGGGGAGUUGCCAAGAAAAUCAGGAAUGCCAACUGCCCUGUUCGCCAGAUAAGUGAAUUGGGUACAGAAGCAUGCAGGGAAUGCCCCAACUGCAAACAUAUCAUUGAUAAUAGUGAUGUUACUGUACAGUGGCCUGGGCUGCCAGCUGGCGUGAAGUUUGAUCCAUCUGAUUUGGAAUUGCUCGAGCAUUUAGAACACAAGCUUGGCGUGGGAGAUUCAAAGCCCCAUAUGUUCAUCGAUGAGUUUAUUCCAACUGUGGAGAAUGAUGAAGGGAUCUGCUAUUCACAUCCUGAAAAUCUUCCUGGCACAAGGAAAGAUGGAAGCAGUGCUCAUUUCUUCCAUAGAGUCUCAAAUGCAUAUGCUUGUGGCCAGCGUAAGCGUCGGAGGAUUAUCCACGUUGAUCAGACCACUUCUGAUCAGCAUGUGAGAUGGCACAAGACGGGUAAAUCAAAGCCCGUAAAACACAAUGGUGUUACUAAAGGGUGGAAGAAGAUAUUGGUUCUGUACAAAAGUCCGCAAAGAGGUGCCAAGCCUGAUAAAGCUGAUUGGGUGAUGCAUCAGUACCAUCUUGGGCCGGAGGAAAAUGAAGAAGUCGGGGAUUUUGUUGUUUCCAAAAUCCUGUAUCAAGUGAAGACAAAGCAGGUGGACAAGUCCGAAACAAGUAAUGAAGAAUCUGAUGCAUUUGCUGCAAGUGUUUGUCCAAAAACUCCAAAGACAAAGACCCCACAGCCAUGUCGCGUGAACAAUAGUCCAUCCGAAAUUGGGCAGAAUGAUACUAUCUUGCAGGACAAGGAAGAAGAUGAAGAAGCAGACCAACCUGCUGUUAGCCUGGCAGAUGCUAAGGAACCUGAGUGGUUCACUUUAGCGCCUUUGGCUGGGAGUAACGUGGAUGACCCCCUGCGUUGUCAUGAGGAUUUUAAUUCCUUUGGUCAGUCGGGCGCGCUUGACAGGCCAAUCUUUUCUCAAGGAAAUGAGAUUUUUGAUGGAUUACCGGAUGUCCAUGGAUCACUUCCGGAGGACGUGCUGUUGUAUUCACCCCCAUGCUUUGGCAGCUGGCAAUGGCCAGAAGUGCAGGAUUGAUAAUCAUCUCUUACAUGUAUGAUUAUAUAUGGUGGCACCUUUUUUGAGGUCUGACUUGGCAAGAUAGAAAUUGUUUGCGCAGCAGUGACGCAAUGGGCCAUUUAAGAGUCGCAGAAGCACCUGAACAUUUCUUUUGUCUCCCUAAAACCCCCAAAAAAACAUGCAAUGAGGUGUUCUAUCUUUGGGCUGUAUGUGGUGGAAACCUGUAGUAAUCUCAUGUAAUGUAGGAGUUUCAUACUUGGCCCUGUUGCAACUCAAAUUUUGCUGUGACCUGAAGGCGAUGGUGCGAAUCUGGACUGGAGAGGCCCGUAACUUGGUUGCUCCAUAGGUGAUUACUGUUAGUUGUACCUUGCUGAAUGCUGCCUGUCCAAUUAUUAAUGUAAAAACGACUGUUUGGACGGAUUAGUAUUUGUCCAAUUC
Molecule: messenger RNA, 1968 nt
Organism: Lolium perenne
Lineage: Eukaryota; Viridiplantae; Streptophyta; Magnoliopsida; Poales; Poaceae
Product: NAC domain-containing protein 73
Biological process (GO): regulation of DNA-templated transcription
Cellular component (GO): nucleus
Molecular function (GO): transcription cis-regulatory region binding; DNA-binding transcription factor activity
Source: RefSeq, a predicted model, not a curated record